Messenger RNA from Haliotis rufescens (red abalone), 1737 nucleotides. Its product is annotated as tetratricopeptide repeat protein 36-like. NCBI's taxonomy places the organism in Eukaryota, Metazoa, Mollusca, Gastropoda, Lepetellida, Haliotidae. The transcript has 4 exons. The coding region runs from base 24 to 605 and encodes 193 amino acids. Gene Ontology annotation, biological process: cilium assembly. Gene Ontology annotation, molecular function: protein binding. The record is from RefSeq and is a predicted model, not a curated record.
UUAUAUAAUCCACAUUUUCCAAAAUGUCGACAGACGCAAAACAAGCUAAGAUGGACAUUGACAUAUCUUCUCAUGACAAGGGAGUCCUCAAUUGUAUAUUUAACCCAGGAUUACCUUAUGGGGAUUGUGUAGAAGAGGACAAACCCGAACCAGCUUUAUAUAUAAUUGAGGAGAGUGAAGAAGUGAAGCAGGCGAAGGCUUUAGAGCUGGAAGCAGUCAAGGCAGCUGAGUCGGGCGACCUUGAAACUGCCCUUGACCUCCUGAAUGAAGCUGUGACCAGGUUCCCUGACUGGGCAUCCUCAUAUAACAACAGGGCUCAAGUUCUACGCCUACAGGGAGAUGUCAAAGGAGCAUUGGAUGACUUGAAUAAAGCUGUAGAGCUGAGUCGGGGCGAGGGCAAGGUGGCGUGUCAAGCUUAUACCCAGAUGGGACUCAUCCACAGACUAGAAGGUGAUGACACCCAGGCAGUGGAGGACUUCAAGAGAGCUGCCCGGCUUGGCAGUGAGUUCGCCAAGCACCAGGUGGUGGCACUCAACCCCUAUGCCGCACUGUGCAACCAGAUGCUAAGUGAGGUCAUGCAGAAAGUCCGUCGAGGAGAACAGUAGAUCCGCCCAGAUUGUGUUUAACUCAAAUGACAGGUUAAUUUAGUCUCUUUCUCAUAGACCCAAAAAGAUCCAGGGUAGAAUAUGUCUUCAGCAACCAUGCUUGCCAUAAAAGGCGACUAUGCUUGUCACAUGAGGCAACUAACGGGAUCAGAUGGUCAGGCUCGCUGGCAUGGUUGAAUUAUGUCGUUGUAUCCCAAUUAGCUUGGAUCGAUGCUUAUGAUGUCAAUCACUGGAUUGUCGGAUUAUUUACAGACCACUGUCAUAUUGCUGGAAUAUUGCUGAGUGCAGCGUUAAACAACAAAGAAACUAAAGAUAGAAGUAUGCAAUCAGAUUUAUUGUUUUGUUUCUAUAUAUAUAUAUUUAUUCAUCAAAGUGACUGUAUCGCUAGCUUCAGCAUGUGAAGCCGUGCAACCAAUGUAAACAAAUGGAAAUGGAAAUAGUUUCUCACGUUUGGGGAUAAUUUUCCAAUGAAAUUUAUCAAUUCUAUGACAUAUGUUUAUCAAGAUGUGUAGACUUGUCAAAAAUGAAACAGAUGAAAAACAUAUGCAAUAUCUUAAAUGGACUUUGUAAGAUUUGAUUCACUUGGCUGUGGCAGAGGUACUAUGCUGGCCGCAUAGAAGUCUGGGUAGGAGAGUGCUAAGUGCCUUGGCACUAUUUUCUUUAUUUAUAGCUGUUUCAAUGACGGGUCAGACAUCGUCAGGCAAGACCAUAUAUAUUUUUAUGUUGCGUAUGUGUGUGAUGCUAAUGCAGUUGGGGUUGUUUUGAAUUUUUUUUUUUGUUUGGGUUUGAAAAGGGUGUUGGUUUUUAGAGACAGUUGUUUUGCUGAAGUGUCUUUCAUGUGUGACCAAUAGAAUAUGUUGUUGGGAUAUCACUUAUGUGUGAAUUAUGAAAUAUAUCUUUAUGUGCUUACUUUACAGAUUGUCCUGGGGGUAUUGCUAGUUCAUUCCAGAGUGCAUUAUGUUUUAAAUAGAUACAGAGUAUUGUGGUGUUAUUUGUGACAAGUAUUAAUAUAUUAUGUUACAUAUAUGCUGUAAAAGGCGAUUUUGCUUGUCGUAAGAGGCGACUAAUGGAAUCAGACAGUCUGGCUCGCUGACUUGGUUGAUGCAUGUCAUUGUAUCCUAAUUGCGUGGAU